GACAUUGGUUCCAUGAGUACUUAAACCCAGGAUUCUUCUUCCUGACACGUUAUUGUUGCAUCAGCAUCCAGCAGAGUCGCAAUGUCCACCUCAGGAGAGCAAGCCUUUGAGUAUGGCUUCUUGCUCCAAAUAAAAGAGGAUGCCGCACUGGCAGUGGCACUGAAUGACUACCUAACCACUCGCAGCUACCUGGCUGGUUUCAGCCCUUCACAGGCUGACCGGAAAGCAUUUAAGCUUCUCCACAGGCCCCCAGACCCACAACAUGUCCACGCUCUGCGUUGGUACAGACACAUAACAUCCCUGCAGCAGGACCUGAGCCCAGACAGCAGCAGGAAAGGAAAGAGGGUGCAGCCCCAGUGGUCUCCGCCAUCUGGGACAGAUGUUCCUCGGCUUCGACUCUACAAUAGUCUCACCAGAGCAAAGGAGCUAUUUGUUCCUCAGAAUGGAAACAAGGUCACCUGGUACAGCUGCGGGCCGACAGUAUAUGACGCCUCCCACAUGGGACAUGCCAGAUCAUACAUCUCUUUUGAUAUCCUCCGAAGGGUAUUGAAGGACUACUUCAAGUAUGAUGUUUAUUACUGCAUGAACAUCACAGACAUAGAUGACAAAAUCAUCAAAAGGGCGCGUCAAAACUAUCUAAUGGAACAGUACAAGGAGAAGCAACCACAAGCUGCUCAAAUACUGAAGGAUGUGCUGACUGCCCGAGGGCCCUUUCAGGCCCGUUUGGCCACAACUACUGACGCAGAUAAGAAACAGAUGCUAGAAAGGCUCGAUGCCUCCAUCACUGGCGCUCUAAAGCCUCUUCAGGCAGCGUUGGAGAGUAAAGCAGCAGAUGAUGUGGUGCAACCUCUGGCCCAGGCACUACUGGCAAAUUCCAAGGACAUGCUGUCUGACUGGCUGGACAGUCAGUUUGGAAGUGAAGUCACGGACAACUCAAUCUUCACAAGUCUGCCUAACUUUUGGGAGGGAGAGUACCAUAAAGACAUGAAUGCCUUGAACGUUCUUCCUCCUGAUGUCCUUACUCGCGUGAGCGAGUAUGUGCCAGAAAUUGUGGAGUUUGUGAAGAAGAUUGUCUCAAAUGGAUAUGGGUAUGAAUCGAAUAGCUCCGUUUACUUCAACACUGCAAAGUUUGAUGCCAGUCCACAGCACUCGUAUGCCAAACUUGUGCCAGAGGCAGUUGGAGAUCAGAAGGCUUUACAAGAGGGAGAAGGUGACCUGAGCAUUUCUGCGGACCAAUUAAUUGAGAAAAAGUCACCUAAUGACUUUGCCUUGUGGAAAGCAUCCAAGCCAGGAGAGCCUUCGUGGGACUCUCCUUGGGGAAAGGGAAGGCCUGGAUGGCAUAUUGAGUGCUCGGCCAUGGCUGGCUCCAUGCUGGGGGAGUCUAUGGACAUUCAUGGUGGUGGCUGUGAUCUCAGAUUCCCCCAUCAUGACAACGAGCUGGCUCAGUCUGAGGCUUACUUUGAGAAUGAUCACUGGGUCCGUUACUUCUUGCACACUGGUCACCUGACAAUUGCAGGGUGCAAAAUGUCAAAAUCUCUGAAGAAUUUUAUCACCAUCAAGGAGGCCUUGGCAAAAAAUACAGCCCGCCAGCUUCGUCUAGCUUUCUUGAUGCAUUCAUGGAAAGACACCUUGGAUUACUCCCCCAACACUAUGGAGUUAGUUGUCCAGUUCGAGAAGUUCCUGAAUGAGUUCUUCUUAAAUGUGAAGGAUAUUAUGCGUGCACCUACAGACAUCACUGGGCAGUUUGAAAAGUGGGAUGACGCAGAGGUAGCACUUAAUAAAAGCUUUUUCGACAGGAAGUCAGCCAUCCACGAGGCUCUGUGUGACAACAUUGACACCCGCACAGUCAUGGAGGAGAUGAGGCAAUUGGUUAGCCACAGUAACAGCUACAUCGCCAGCAAGAAAAGUGCUAAGCUGGCACCCAACCGCAUGCUAAUGGAAAGUAUCGCCAUGUAUCUCACCCAAAUGCUCAAGACAUUUGGUGCAAUUGAAGGAUCAGAGCCCAUUGGCUUCCCAGUUGGAGGAGAAGGACAGAAUGUUGACUUGGAGAGCACUGUGAUGCCUUACCUUUCAGUCCUCUCGAAGUUCCGAGAGCAAGUCCGAACAAUUGCCAGAGAGCAGAAGGUCAUGGAGUUGCUGCAGCUUUGUGAUGAUGUCCGUGAUGUAACAUUACCGGAGCUGGGUGUCCGACUUGAAGAUCAUGAAGGACUGGCAUCCGUGGUGAAACUGGUGGACAAGGAGAUUUUACUGAAAGAAAGGGAAGAGAAGGUCAAGCUGGAGGAAGAGAAGCAGAGGAAGAAAGAGGAGGCCGCCAGGAAGAAAGAAGAACUGGAGAUGGCAAAGCUGGCUAAAAUGAAGAUCCCUCCAUUUGAGAUGUUCCUCGCAGACACGGACAAAUAUUCCAAAUUUGAUAAAACGGGUUUCCCCACUCAUGAUGCUGAAGGGAAGGAACUCAGCAAAGGUCAAGAAAAGAAGCUGCGCAAGCUUUUUGAAAACCAAGACAAGAUACAUAAAGAGUAUCUUUUGAGCAAAGGCGUGCAGUCAGUGGUGGCAAAAAAAUAAUUGAAUUAAUAUUUUUCAAAAAUUUGAUUCAAUCAUCUGUGUUUAGUUUUUUUUAAAAAUACCAAUAAUGUCUUGUUUCACAAAACUGCUGCAUUUUUGUAUACCAUGACUUAAACUCUCAAUAUUGGUCUACCAUUUGAAAAUUGCCUUCAAAUCAAAAAGGAAAGUGAAUUUUUAAUGUCCGUCUCCUAAAAUCACGGCAAAUACAUCACUGUGUUUAGCUCCUAAAUGUGUACAUUUGACUUUGCCAAUGCCUCACCAUGAACCUCAACACACAGCACGCCAUUGCUUGAAAGCCCCAAACUGACAAGACUGCAGACUAGCAACAGGGUAAAGGCCUGAGAUGAUUGAGCCACCUUAACAAACGCAAAAAUGUGGGGGUAUCCUCUCUGCUUCUAAGAUCUCACAGUGAACACAUUUUGUGUGCUUUGAUCAAAGGUCCUUCUGCUCUGAAAGUGUCGCAGGCAUUUGUUGCCUAUACCCACGACCUUCCAUCAAUCAAAUGCUAUAUUCGGUGACAGUAUUGGCCACUUUUUCCGCAGCGUUCGUGAAACGCAGGCCCAUCCAGAUUCAGAAAGCCAAACCCCAAAAAAAGAAGCCAGUGGUCACAUUUAUUCGGUGUAGCCCUAAAAAUCACUCAAAAUUGAAUGUGUCUCGAUUAUAACUCCCAAUUGAAGAUUCCGUUCCGAAUAGCAGAAUACAUGUGAAGGAUUCCAAAUGUAAGGCAAGGGUAGAUACCUCACAAAUUGUGGAACGAUAUGAAGACUUUUUAAAAUGCAAAGACGGGUGCCCACAGUUCAUAUCAGGUGACUAAAUUAUUUGAUGAAGUAAUUCUAAAUGACUUGGUGUGUUUUUGGACACGGUGUUCUAGUUACCAGGGCGGCCCGGUAGUCCAGUGGAUAGCAUGUCGGCUUCACAGUGCAGAGGUACCGGGUUCGAUUCCAGCUGCGGCCUCCCUGUGUGGAGUUUGCAUGUUCUCCCUGGGGCUGUAUGGGUUUUCUCUGGGUACUCCGGUUUCCUCCCACAUUCCAAAAACAUGCCUGGCAGGCUGAUUGGAUGCUCUAAAUUGUCCCUAGGUGUUGGAUUGAUUUUUAGUCGUCAUACAUUCGCUUAUGCCUGACAUCAUAAAUUGAUUAUGCCUGCAAUGAAGAACGCUUCUGCUUUUAAUAAAGAUACAAGUAUUAAGACUAAACAGUGAGCAAGGGUGAAUAGUGAAUGGAGCCAUCAACACCAGCUGCGGCGCGAUGUUUUUGUGACAAUUGCACACAUGUAAGUAAUUUGCACUCACAUACACACACAUAGUCAAACAAGUUCAGUGUGUGUGUUCAACAGCCCCCACCCUUUAGGUUGGACACACCUAUGUAGUAUGGUAGCUUUCCCAAUAAAUGAGGAGGUGAAGGGGGAGAUCGUUACGUGCGGAGAACUGAAACCGAACGCUUCUCCUCGUUCCCUCCUUGUACCAGAAUCGAGUCUCCUGUCGCUUCCUUUUGUUUAUUCCUGAGUGUCAAAUUGGACAAACCUGACACUUGGUGUGAGUGUGAGUGCGAGUGGUUGUUCGUUUCUGUGUGCCCUGCGAUUGGCUGGCAACUGAUUCAGGGUGUCCCCCGCCUACUGCCCGAAGACGGCUCCAGCAUCCCCCGCGAGCCUAGUGAGGAUCAAGCGGUUCGGAGAAAGGAUGGAUGGAUGGAUAUUCUAUUUACCGUAUAUUGAUAUACUGUAUAUUCAGUCAUUGUCACAACCUUAUGUUUACUUACCAUUUACUUCCUUGCUCAAACAGGAUUCAGUGUGGAAGACUAGUAUCUGUCGACAAAUACAAAUGUGAUAUUCUCUUGGAAAUGUCUUCAAAUAAAAACUGCAAUAUUUU
Hippocampus zosterae (dwarf seahorse) is the source of this 4426-nucleotide messenger RNA. RefSeq names its product cysteinyl-tRNA synthetase 1 (gene cars1). Bases 82 to 2562 code for a protein of 826 amino acids. Lineage: Eukaryota; Metazoa; Chordata; Actinopteri; Syngnathiformes; Syngnathidae. Gene Ontology annotation, biological process: cysteinyl-tRNA aminoacylation. Gene Ontology annotation, cellular component: cytoplasm. The transcript is spliced from 23 exons. The record is from RefSeq and is a predicted model, not a curated record. Gene Ontology annotation, molecular function: ATP binding; cysteine-tRNA ligase activity.